This is a messenger RNA of Cuscuta europaea, 2709 nucleotides long. The record is from the annotation of a GenBank genome assembly. Lineage: Eukaryota; Viridiplantae; Streptophyta; Magnoliopsida; Solanales; Convolvulaceae.
AAUGAAACAGCUUCUAUUAGAAGUAUCGGUUGAUCUACUUUCCGUAUCACGGACCAAGAGUAAAAUUUACUUUUCCCCCUUUAAGCCUGUCGGGGGACAAAAUGGUCAUUCCGAUUAAUGGUCUGAAAGAGAUGCCGAGAUCUCGCACCGACGGAGAAGAGAGGAGCUGGGUAUAAAACGUCUCUGUCACGCGAUUCGAUCCCGUCCUCUGUUUUUCUCACAUUCUCUCCCACCAUCCGCACUACCAUUGUCGCAGUCUUCUCCUUCUGCCUCAGGUAAUGAGUUAUAAGAUCUGUAAACUACCAUUUUCAUGACGUACUCUCUUUUACCUAUCUUCAUUUCAAGUUUCAACUGAAACCCUGCCCCUAUCUCGAUCUAGAGGUCUGCCACCAGAUCCGGUCAGAAAACGGCCUGAAAUGGGAUUCUUGGAGAAAUUUAAGAUCUGGGGUUUCUUCAUCUGCUUGGUAUUUACAUUGGGUCAUGGGUUUUAUCUUCCGGGUAGUUACCCUCACAAAUAUGGGGUUGGAGAUUUCUUGAAUGUGAAAGUCAAUUCCCUGACUUCAAUUGACACUGAGAUUCCUUUCAGUUACUAUAGUUUGCCCUUCUGUAAGCCCCAAGAUGGUAUCAAGGACAGUGCUGAAAACCUGGGUGAGCUCCUGAUGGGAGAUAGGAUCGAGAACUCACCCUACAGGUUUAAGAUGUUCACAAACCAAACUGAGGCUUUUCUCUGUCAGUCCAAACCACUGUCAGGGCAAGAGUUUAAGCUACUGAAGAAGAGAAUCGAUGAGAUGUAUCAGGUCAACUUGAUCCUUGAUAAUUUGCCUGCCAUUAGGUACACCACAAAGGAAGGUUUUUUCUUGAGGUGGACCGGUUACCCAGUUGGAGUUAAGGUUCAAGAAACUUAUUAUGUGUUUAAUCACUUGAAGUUAACUGUUCUUGUUCACAAGUACGAGGAGACAAAUGUGGCCCGCGUGAUGGGUACCGGCGAUGCAGCUGAGGUGAUCCCAACGGUCGGGAAAGCAGGAUCUGACACACCGGGGUACAUGGUUGUCGGGUUUGAGGUUGUCCCUUGUAGUUUCCAGCACAAUCUGGAUUCAAUGAAGAACUUGAAGAUGUAUGAAAAAUACCCAUCGCCAAUCAGGUGUGAUCCGAGUAGAGUAGGCAUGGCCAUAAAAGAAAAUGAGCCGGUGGGCUUUUCAUAUGAGGUUAACUUUGUAGAGAGCGACAUUAAGUGGCCGUCGAGAUGGGACGCGUACUUGAAGAUGGAGGGGUCAAAGGUGCAUUGGUUCUCCAUCCUCAACUCCUUAAUGGUCAUCACUUUCUUGGCAGGAAUUGUUCUUGUCAUCUUCUUGAGGACAGUAAGGCGGGACCUGACAAGAUACGAGGAGCUCGACAAGGAGGCCCAGGCCCAAAUGAAUGAGGAGUUGUCUGGUUGGAAACUUGUCGUCGCAGAUGUUUUCCGGGCACCUAGGAAUCCAGCCUUGUUGUGUGUAAUGGUAGGGGACGGGGUCCAGAUCCUAGGGAUGGGUUUGGUCACUAUUCUCUUUGCAGCCCUUGGAUUCAUGUCCCCUGCCUCACGUGGGACAUUGAUCACUGGAAUGCUGUUCAUCUACAUGAUUCUCGGUGUUGCUGCUGGGUAUGUGGCAGUUCGUCUAUGGAGGACGAUCUUCUGUGGUGAUCACAAGGGAUGGAUUUCUGUUUCGUGGAAAGCCGCUUGCUUUUUCCCAGGAAUUUCUUUCAUUAUACUCACCACUUUGAAUUUCUUGCUUUGGGGUAGCCAUAGCACUGGGGCCAUUCCAUUCUCACUAUAUGUCAUUCUUAUCUUACUAUGGUUUUGCAUCUCGGUCCCACUUACCCUCUUUGGGGGUUACCUAGGGGCAAAGGCACCCCACAUUGAGUAUCCGGUCCGUACCAACCAAAUCCCUAGGGAAAUCCCCGCCCAAAAGUACCCGUCUUGGCUCUUGGUCCUUGGAGCAGGGACCCUACCAUUUGGGACACUCUUCAUUGAGCUGUUUUUCAUCAUGUCUAGCCUAUGGAUGGGAAGGGCUUACUAUGUCUUUGGGUUUCUCCUCAUUGUAAUGGUCCUCCUAGUGGUUGUGUGUGCUGAGGUGUCACUCGUUUUGACCUACAUGCAUCUGUGUGUGGAGGACUGGCAGUGGUGGUGGAAGUCGUUCUUUGCUUCUGGAUCUGUUGCUAUAUAUAUUUUCUUGUACUCUAUCAACUAUCUGAUCUUUGACCUCAAGAGCUUGAGCGGGCCAGUUUCGGCCACCCUUUACUUGGGGUACUCUCUUUUCAUGGUUGUGGCAAUCAUGCUUGCCACUGGUACAGUCGGCUUCCUUUCCUCGUUCUGGUUUGUGCAUUACCUCUUCUCUUCUGUGAAGUUGGAUUAAAGAAAGGACUGUUUUGUUAUCCCGGGGCUAGCUCUAUAUGAUGAUAUAUAGGAACACGGCAAGAAGAGAGAAAAAGCCAAUGACAAUACAUAUAUUUCAUCACCAUCACCUCUGAGACCGAGAUUAUAUGAUAGUGUUGUAGUUUUUCUAUAGUAGUUAUGUUUCAUGUGUUAAUGUUUGUUUCUUAGUGAACUGAAAAUGUUUGUUGCAAAUAAACCUCAACGUUGUUUUUUUUUUGUGUUUUUUUUGUCAAAUUGAUUGUCACCGGAAGUUUAUUGUAGUUUUACUAAAUCACUUAGUGCACUUUGUUUCUUCGUCA